This is a messenger RNA of Pipistrellus nathusii (Nathusius's pipistrelle), 1158 nucleotides long. The record is from the annotation of a GenBank genome assembly. NCBI's taxonomy places the organism in Eukaryota, Metazoa, Chordata, Mammalia, Chiroptera, Vespertilionidae.
AUGGCUGCCGCCGGGGCUCGCUGGAACCAUGUGUGGGUCGGAACCGAGACCGGGAUCCUGAAAGGGGUGAACCUUCAGCGCAAACAGGCGGCCAACUUCACGGCGGCGGGGCAGCCGCGGCGCGAGGAGGCGGUGAGCGCCCUGUGCUGGGGCGCGGGCGGGGAGACCCAGAUCCUGAUGGGCUGUGCCGACCGGACAGUGAGGCGCUUCUGCACCGAGGAGGGCAGGUUCCAGGGCCAGAGGCACUGCCCCGGCGGCGAGGGCACGUUCCGAGGCCUCGCCCAGGUUGACGGCACCCUCAUCACCUGUGUGGAUUCUGGGAUUCUCCGAGUCUGGCGUGACAAUGACAAGGAGACGUCCUCUGACCCACUCCUGGAACUGAGAGUGGGCCCCGGGGUGUGUAGGAUGCGCCAAGACCCAGCGCACCCCCAUGUAGUUGCCACAGGGGGGAAGGAGAAUGCUCUGAAGGUGUGGGACCUGCAGGGGUCUGAGGAGCCUGUGUUCAGAGCCAAGAACGUACGGAAUGACUGGCUUGACCUGCGAGUUCCCAUCUGGGACCAGGACAUACAGUUCCUCCCUGAGUCACAGAAGCUCGUCACCUGUACAGGGUACCACCAGGUCCGUGUCUAUGAUCCAGCCUCCCCCCAACGCCGGCCAGUCCUAGAGGCCACCUAUGGAGAGUACCCGCUGACAGCCAUGACGCUCACUCCCGACGGCAACUCGGUGAUUGUCGGAAACACUCAUGGGCAGCUGGCAGAAAUUGACCUUCGGCAAGGGCGCCUGCUGGGCUGUCUGAAGGGGCUGGCAGGCAGUGUCCGAGGGCUGCAGUGCCACCCUUCCAAGCCCCUCCUCGCCUCCUGUGGCCUGGACAGAAUCCUGCGGGUGCACAGGAUCCGGAACCCCCGGGGCCUGGAGCACAAGGUUUAUCUGAAGUCUCAACUGAACUGCCUUCUUGUGUCAGGCCGGGAAAACUGGGAGGAUGAGCCGCAGGAGCCUCAAGAGCCCAGUCAGUUGUCCUCAGAAGACACAGAGGCAGAUGAACUGUGGGCCUCUUUGGAGGCAGCUGCCAAGCGCAAGCUCCCUGAUUUGGAACAGACAUCGGGGGCCUUCCAAACCAGACGGAGAAAGAAGAAGCGGCCUGGCUCUACUAGCCCCUGA